AUGGCGUCGCCUCAGGAUAUCAAUCGCACAGUCUCUACACGCCCAUUUCGGUUUCUCGAUCUCCCUUACUCUGUCCGCGAGGAGAUCUACAAGGAUGUCGUCGGCUCACGCGAAGUCAUGAUGGGUCUUGACGGUCGUGGCACGGUUACUGACUGCAUGGAGCCUCACCUUGAGCCCGACAGCGUCUGUGCCCACUGGAUGCUCGCAGGUGAAGUUGAUGCCCAGAACAUAAUCGGCAUCUUCUCUGGCCAUAACAAGACGAAGGCGGCGCUUGAGGGCCCAUGCUGGCUCUGCUACAGCGACCCAGAGCAAGGCGACGCGCCCUGCCUGUCGCGCACGCGUCGCAUCGAAGUGCAGCUGCUGCGCGUGUGCCGCGCCAUCUACAACGAGGCGGCCGACGCGCUGUACCGCAGCACUAGCUUCAUGUUCUACCGCCACGAGGUUCUCGAAGCGUUCCUUGACGACACCAGCUUCAAGAAUCUCUCGGUCGUGCGCAACAUCACGCUCGUCACCUGGCGCAAGGGCUUAUUCACCAACGAAGGCAUCCCCGUCAACUCCCAGUGGAGCGACUAUCUCACGUACCAGCAGCUGUCCAGCCUGCAGUCUCUGCAGCACCUCACCGUCGUCCAGCUGGGCCGCAGGAUGAUGCGCGACGGCUUCGGCGAGCCCGGCAAAGGCUUCACCGAGCUCAUCAGCAGCGACCUAGUUCAUAUCAACUGCGGCGAGGAGGGAGGAUUGGAGGACGACGAGUGUUGGCUGGCGGUGCUGGAGGCGGUUCAGCCGAAUUGGGUCAACCCGGUGCACUUGGUCGAGACUGUUCCCCGCAAGCGUAUCCAGGUGCAAGAGGCCGAGGACGUGCUGGUCGGCUUGCAGGAGGAGAUCCUGUUGCUCGCUCUCUUGCUGACGGAUCGCGCCCUGGCGGAUAACAAGCGGAAGAGGUCCCUCACCGUCGCGUUCAAGGCGGCUACGGCGGAGCCUGAAAACACGUUCGAUCUUAAGUGGGCUGUCGACCUCACCAAGGAUAACUCUAAGACGAUCCAGGAGGCUCUGGCCAGGUUUGUGGAUGAUCCCUAG
Messenger RNA from Lasiodiplodia theobromae, 1074 nucleotides. RefSeq lists its product as uncharacterized. Bases 1 to 1074 code for a protein of 357 amino acids. The transcript has a single exon. Lineage: Eukaryota; Fungi; Ascomycota; Dothideomycetes; Botryosphaeriales; Botryosphaeriaceae. The record is from RefSeq and is a predicted model, not a curated record.